GGUGGAGUCAAGACAUUCAGAUGAUAAUAACAAUAUCAUAAAUAUAAUUCCAAUGUUAGAUGUAUUCAACAGAUUGAUGCUCCCUCUCAAUUCUCUUCAACAGUUGACCAUAGACGACUUUCCAUCUCUAACGUCUUUCCCAACAGAAGGCCUACCAAAAACCUUGAAAUUUCUCAUAAUCAGUAAUUGUGAGAAUCUAGAGUUUCUACCUCAUGAAUACAUGCACAAUUACACAUCGCUCGAGGAAUUGAAAAUUUCUUAUAGCUGUAAUUCAAUGACAUCAUUUAGCUUGGGUGCUUUCCCUGUCCUCAAGAGUUUGUUAAUUGAGGGUUGUAUAAAUCUGAAAUCAAUAUUAAUUGCAGAAGACGUGUCGCAAAAGAGUCUCUCAUUUCUUAGAAGCAUCAAAAUAUGGGAUUGUAAUGAACUUGAGGUAUUUCCCCCUGGUGGAUUGGCCACUCCAUACCUCGUUCAUUUUUCCGUGUGGAAGUGUGAGAAGCUUCCUUUACUACCAGAAAGAAUGCACGCUCUAACUGGUCUUCAAGAAAUGGCAAUUGAUAAUCUACCAAAUCUUCAAGCAUUUGUCAUAGAUGAUUUUCCUAGCAGCUUACAAGAACUGACUAUUGGUUCUGUUGGAGGGAUUAUGCAGAAUUACAGGCCAGCUUGGGAACAUUUCACCUGUCUUUCAGUGUUGCGAAUUAACGGCGAUGAUAACAUGUUGAUGGGGCAUUCUCUACCUGCAUCACUUAUGACACUAUGCAUCUAUGAUCUUAAGGAUAAAGUCAUUAAUAGGAAAUGGUUUCAACAUCUGAACUCUCUCCAAAAACUUGAAAUUGUUAAUGCUCCCAAACUCAAGUCGUUGCCAAAAGAGGGAUUGCCUUCCUCUCUUUCUCUACUAAGUAUCACUUGUUGUCCAUUACUGGAAGCAAGUUUGAGAAGGAAGCGAGGGAGAGAUUGGCGUAAGAUUGCUCAAAUCCCCUUCAUAAUCAUCAAUGACAAAAUGAUCACAUGAAUUUCCUGUCUAGAUCUACAAGGGCUUCAACUGUGAUUGAUGGCUUGCUCCGAGAUAGCGGCAGUGGCAUCUCAGAUUCAGAAAAGGAGGUAUAAACAAGUCUUCUGUUUUCUGAAAAUGUGUGUGUUUUGGCUUGUCUUGUAUUGGAAAGAUGCAUGUCAUAGAUGCUGCACAAAAUCAUAUAGG
Molecule: messenger RNA, 1195 nt
Organism: Vicia villosa (hairy vetch)
Lineage: Eukaryota; Viridiplantae; Streptophyta; Magnoliopsida; Fabales; Fabaceae
Product: putative disease resistance protein At3g14460
Exons: 3
Coding region: 53-1009 (318 amino acids)
Source: RefSeq, a predicted model, not a curated record